Postia placenta MAD-698-R-SB12 is the source of this 1035-nucleotide messenger RNA. RefSeq lists its product as hypothetical. Gene Ontology annotation, molecular function: oxidoreductase activity, acting on NAD(P)H. The coding region runs from base 1 to 1035 and encodes 344 amino acids. Lineage: Eukaryota; Fungi; Basidiomycota; Agaricomycetes; Polyporales; Adustoporiaceae. The transcript is spliced from 6 exons. The record is from RefSeq and is a predicted model, not a curated record.
AUGAAAGCGCUGAUCACGCAGUCCAACAAGACUGUCGCCGUCGAAGAGGUGCCUGUCCCAACGAUCGCGGACAACGAGAUCCUCGCGAAGACGGUCGCAGUUGCACAGAACCCCACAGACUGGAAAUAUGUCGAGUCCAUCACAAACACUGGCACCAUCUCCGGAUGCGACUGGUCGGGCAAUGUUGUGCAGGUCGGAAAGAACGUCAAGGAUAUCUCCGUCGGCGACCAUGUCGCGGCCUUCGUGCACGGCGGGAAUUAUAAAGACCGAGGAGCCUUCGCCGAGUUCGUCAAAGCUGAGGCAGACCUUGUGUGGAAGGUGCCGAAGGGGACGCUAAGCCAUGAGGAGGCAGCUACAUUGGGAUGCGCGUUUUGGACUGCUGCGCAGGCAUUAUUCCACCCGAAGCGACUCGGCCUGACAGAGUCACCUAGCAAGGCCCUCAAAAACGAGUGGGUCUUCGUAUACGCCGGAAGCACCUCUGUCGGUAUGUAUGCGCUGCAGCUAGCUCAUGCUGCAGGCUAUCGGGUUAUUACCGUCGCCUCGCCCAAGAACCAUGACCUGUGCAAGUCUUUGGGGGCUGACGUUGUAUUUGACUACAAGGACCCCAGCGCAGUCGAUAAGAUUAAGGAAGCAACGGGGAACUCAAUCCAUGCUGCUCUUGACACUAUCUCUCUGGAGCAGAGCCAGAACUUCACUAUCAAGUCUUUCGGGCCUGGUCCUGGCAAGAUCAUCGUGCUCCUGCCUCCACAGGAAGCUGCGCAAAAGUUGCGUCAAGAUGUCAAGAUACAACACACUCUGCUUUAUACUGCCCUGGGGAAAGGGUUUGACUACGGCCCGACACGUUUUGAUGCGUCUCCUGAGGACCGCGAGCAGAUGGUGGAUUUCCUCCAAACGGUCCCCGGCCUUGUCAGCUCGGGCGCGGUCAAGCCAAAUCCUAUCAAGCUCUGGGAUGGGGGCCUUUCCGCUAUCAAGGAUGGACUGCAGUGGAUGAAGGAAGGCAACAAUAGCGGGGAGAAAAUAGUGUACAAAGUCUGA